Molecule: messenger RNA, 911 nt
Organism: Populus trichocarpa (black cottonwood)
Lineage: Eukaryota; Viridiplantae; Streptophyta; Magnoliopsida; Malpighiales; Salicaceae
Product: transcription factor HEC2
Exons: 1
Coding region: 3-746 (247 amino acids)
Biological process (GO): regulation of DNA-templated transcription
Molecular function (GO): protein dimerization activity; DNA-binding transcription factor activity
Source: RefSeq, a predicted model, not a curated record
AUAUGAUGACAAUGAUGAUGCACAUGGAAAAGCUUCCUGAUUUUUGCAGCGAGCCUUUUUACAACACUACUAACACUUCAACACUACUACAAGAAAUCCAAUUCUCCAACGGGAAUCCUACAGCUAAUACUGUAGCUUCGCCACCUAUCUGGCAUAAUCCACAUGCAUCUUCACCACCACUGAUAAAUCCACCUUGCUCCAUGCCAUUUAUGGGCACUCCAAUCCAAGAACCAGUGACACCAUCUCUUCAACACGACAUGAUGGCCAAAAAAUUCGAAUAUGGUACUCCAUUCUCAAAUGCAAACUCUUUCUUAUCUUCAAUAGAGAAGAAAAACUCAACUACAACAAUUAGAGAGAUGAUCUUUCGCAUAGCAGCAAUGCAACCAGCACAUAUAGACCCGGAAUCGGUAAAGCCUCCAAAAAGAAGGAAUGUCAAGAUAUCUAAGGAUCCACAAAGUGUAGCUGCGAGGCAUAGAAGGGAAAGAAUAAGUGAGAGGAUAAGGAUUCUCCAGAGAUUAGUUCCAGGAGGCACCAAAAUGGACACGGCUUCUAUGUUAGAUGAGGCUAUACAUUAUGUGAAAUUCUUGAAGAUGCAAGUGCAAUCUUUAGAACAAACUGGUGCUAAUAGGCCAAUGGGUGGUUUUGGCAUCACCGGAGUUACAAUGCCUAGUGUUGGUUAUUCUUCUUUGGUAAAGAAUUUCGACCCUGCUGCUAAUACGGAGGGCACAAUGCAGAUGCUUAGAUGAGAGAUAGGAUUAGCUGGGCAAUUGUCUUUUUUCUGUACAAGUCAAUAGUACUUUUUUUGGGUUUUGUAAUUAGUCAUGAUUUUCUUGUUAUCUUGUUUGUGUGUUGUAAUUGGGUUAAAGGAUUCUAAUGCAUGGCUACCUCCUUAAUUCAAAAUUUUUAUGGAA